CAUUUUCCGAUUGAGUUGUACACGGAUGGGACAGUGGGCUAUCGGUUAUGUGACGGACGACGGGAGCAUCUUACAGACCAUUCCCCAGAACAAGCCCCUUUUCCAGGCUCUGCUGGAGGGUUACCGUGAAGGCUUUUACCUCUACCCUGACGGGCGAGACGUUAAUCCGGAUCUGAGUGGGCUGUGUGAACCGUGCAGGCUGGAUCACAUUCAGGUCUCUCAGGAACAAUAUGAGUUAUACUGUGACAUUGGCUCCACCUUCCAACUCUGCAAGAUCUGCACGGAGAGGGACAAAGAUGUGAAGAUUGAGCCGUGUGGCCACUUAUUGUGCGAGAUCUGCCUCAUUGCUUGGCAGGUAUGCCCCUGCGCCCCAUUCCCCAACUACCCACACCCACCCACUCCUCCACCCUUAACCCCUCCGCCCUCUCCCAUUGUGCCCAGGGCGCUCAGGAUUAGACCAAGCACCUCACCGAAGAUAGAUGGCUGGGUGGGAGCGAGGCAGCACACAGAGAGAGAGAUGGAGAGAGGGAGGAUGGGGAGAAAACAGCAGGAGGUGGAGAGAUGGAAAUUCCAGCGCCUAUGGUUCUUCGGUUUUAUCCCGGUGAAACUCCAUUUAGAGUACUGCAAGCCGAUCUGGGCACCUAAGCCAUCAGCCUUAGAUGGAGAACAUUGUAGGCUUACUAGAAUGAUACUGGCUCUUCAGGGGUUAAGUUACAAGGAGAGAUUAUACAAGUUAGGCCUAGAAUUCAGAAGGUUAAGGAGUGAUCUGAUCAAAGUUUCCAAGCUAUUCACAGCAAAAGACGAGGUAAACUCCUUCCAAAUUCUAGAACGAGAGCGCAGAGUCUGGGAAUGA
Rhincodon typus (whale shark) is the source of this 853-nucleotide messenger RNA. RefSeq lists its product as uncharacterized. NCBI's taxonomy places the organism in Eukaryota, Metazoa, Chordata, Chondrichthyes, Orectolobiformes, Rhincodontidae. Gene Ontology annotation, molecular function: metal ion binding; phosphotyrosine residue binding; ubiquitin protein ligase activity. The record is from RefSeq and is a predicted model, not a curated record. Bases 26 to 853 code for a protein of 275 amino acids. Gene Ontology annotation, biological process: negative regulation of epidermal growth factor-activated receptor activity; signal transduction. The transcript is spliced from 4 exons. Gene Ontology annotation, cellular component: membrane raft; plasma membrane.